Molecule: messenger RNA, 378 nt
Organism: Didymodactylos carnosus
Lineage: Eukaryota; Metazoa; Rotifera; Eurotatoria; Philodinida; Philodinidae
Source: the annotation of a GenBank genome assembly
AUGCCAGAUACAAACGUUUCAUCAUCACCAACAACAGCUGUAAAUGUACCACCGGUCUAUGGAGGAUUAGAAGGUCCCGAAUCGAUGUAUUUAAAAUUGAUAUCUAGCGAUAACCAUGACUUUGUUGUCCGACGUGAUUUCGCAAUAAAUGCAUCACCGACAAUUAAAAAUAUGUUAUCGGGUCCAGGACAAUAUUCUGAUUCACAAAUGAAUGAAAUUUAUUUAAAAGAUAUACCAUCACAUGUACUAAUUCAUGUUUGUCGAUAUUUAUCUUAUCGAGCUAAAUAUACAAAUUCAUCCAUUGAUAUACCAGAAUUUCCUAUUGAUACACAAGUUGUCCUAGAAUUAUUAGUAGCAUCGGACUUUUUAGAUUGUUAA